Molecule: messenger RNA, 2033 nt
Organism: Oncorhynchus kisutch (coho salmon)
Lineage: Eukaryota; Metazoa; Chordata; Actinopteri; Salmoniformes; Salmonidae
Gene: psmd8
Product: proteasome 26S subunit, non-ATPase 8
Exons: 7
Coding region: 453-1256 (267 amino acids)
Biological process (GO): proteasome-mediated ubiquitin-dependent protein catabolic process
Cellular component (GO): cytosol; proteasome regulatory particle; nucleus
Source: RefSeq, a predicted model, not a curated record
UGUUAGCACCUUUAUUAUCGACAUUUUGGCGAUGUAUAUCCGAGAAUUCCCUAUGAAAUGAAGACUUAAAAACUAGCAAAACAGAGCAGCGAAUUUAACAGAUGUUUUUAUUCGGGAUAAUGUGUAUCCAAGUCCAAGGUGUUUCGGGGGUCAACAAAUUGCAUAAUACUUUCAUCUGAACAUCUUCAUCGUUUUUAAAAAAAACUAUCCGAAAUAAACAGCCCAACACUGAAGUGUCAAUUUAUGACUUAGCAACGGCUAUGUGAGAAUGUGUCGAUCUUGACAAUAUUCAGGCAAGAAAAUAAAAAUGUUCGGGAAAAGUAUUUCCAUUGUUCGAGUGGUCACUUGACUAUCUUGUCAAUAUAAUAUAUACUCUUUAUCAACAGAGCUGUUUUACGACAGUCGCGUACCGUAUUCCAAGCGUCCGGUGUCGUACAUUUUGCAGAAUCACCAUGGCGUCUGUACUGAAAGAGACCGCGGGGCUAUAUGAAACAUUGAAAACGGAAUGGAACAAGAAAAAUCCAAAUCUGAACAAAUGUGGAGACAUUUUGAGCAAGCUCAAGAUCUCGUUAUUGGAGUUAAACUUCUUACCAACGACUGGAACUAAGCUCACCAAACAGCAGCUUAUUUUAGCUCGUGAUGUUCUGGAGAUCGGGGCUCUGUGGGCUAUCCUAAAGAAGGACAUCCCUUCCUUUGAGAGAUACAUGGCCCAGCUCAAAUGUUACUACUUUGAUUACAAGGAUGAGUUGCCAGAGUCGGCCUACAUGCACCAGCUACUAGGCCUGAACCUCCUCUUUCUGCUGUCCCAGAACCGCGUGUCAGAGUUCCACACAGAGCUGGAGAGGCUGACUGCUAAAGACAUCCAGACCAACGUCUACAUCCGCCACCCUGUCUCCUUAGAGCAGUACCUGAUGGAGGGAAGUUACAACAAGGUGUUUCUGGCCAAAGGUAACAUCCCUGCUGAGAGCUACACCUUCUUCAUAGACAUUCUGCUAGACACCAUCCGCGAUGAGAUUGCUGGGUGCAUAGAGAAGGCUUAUAAACAGAUUCAGUUCAACGAAGCUACCAGAGUCCUUUUCUUCUCCUCCCCAAACAACAUGACAGAGUAUGCCAACAAGAGGGGCUGGACCCAGAGCCCAGAUGGCUACUACUCGUUCAGUAGCCAACAGCAGAGGACAGAGGAAGUCAACAUCCCCUCCACCGAGCUGGCUACGCAGGUCAUCGAAUAUGCACGUCAGCUGGAGAUGAUUGUGUAGAGAGAGCGCCGUACUACAGAAGCUAGAUAUAUUCAUGACACAGACACAUGCAAACAUACAGUCCUCAAAUGCUGACAGAUUGUCAGACUGGUAGAUUUUCCAACACUUUGUCAUUCUGUACCACUCAACCUGCUUCUCACAGCACCGAUAAGAGACGAGGCAAUUUAAAAAAAAAAUUUUACAUCCUAGUCUGACGGUGUGUUUUACGCAUCGCAGUAAAAUGUACUGAUAUAAAGUCAUCACUUCACAACUAAGGUCAGUCUGUUCAGUGGCUCCUGACUGCUUUGUCCACCUUUUUUAGGAGUUCCCCCGAGUUUAAAGAUUAACGUGUUGGCACAUUCUAAUGUCCAAGUUUCUAUUUACCCUGACUGCUUUGAGGAAUGUUUUGGAGAGUUUAUGUCUAGGGAAUAGGGUGUAAUUUGCCAUUUUCCUCUCAGUCCAUUUACUAAUUCAUAGUGUGCUGUAGCACAGUGGCCAAUACAGUGGUGGUCUUCCAUAUGUCUCUAAAUGGUUGACGUCCUGCAUUAUUACACCUGCUUAUUUGGCUUCUCCUUUGUCUUCUGAGGUAUCAUCUUCAAACUCUAGGGGUUUCAAUGCCCUGGCCUCGUCUCCUGGCAACUGACAAAGAGAAUUGCUGUAAAAGUAUUUGUUUAAUGUCUUGCUUCACCUCCUCAAUGGUUUGUAAUCUAAUUGAUCUGGAAAAUACAAAUGUUUGUUUCUGAAAGAUUAUCAACAUUUUUGACAUUUUUUAAAAUAAUAAAAUCUUUUUGUUCCUGA